GUUUCUCUGUUUUAUGUCAAAGAAUUUCGUUUGUUCGUCGUUUCAUCAAAAACUCUAUGCUCACUUUCUCAGGAAAUUUCUUCCAGCGACUUACGUCACUUCGACAAAAAUGAGAAUUUUCAACCUUACCUUCUUGUUACUUACCAUCUUAAUGGUUCUCUUUGCUGUGGACGUUGGUGAAUGCUUCAACCCCUGGCAAUCAGCCUCUCAAGGACUCAAAAGAUGGAAAGACAUUGUCAUGUGGCCUGCGGAAGUUAAGAAAACGGUUAACAACAACAUUGCAUUCAUGGGACUAUGGGGACGAAAGAGAACUUGAUAUUUCGUGCUCGAUUGUCGAUAAACCUUGGC
Messenger RNA from Cylicocyclus nassatus, 348 nucleotides. NCBI's taxonomy places the organism in Eukaryota, Metazoa, Nematoda, Chromadorea, Rhabditida, Strongylidae. The record is from the annotation of a GenBank genome assembly.